Messenger RNA from Blepharisma stoltei, 672 nucleotides. The record is from the annotation of a GenBank genome assembly. Lineage: Eukaryota; Ciliophora; Heterotrichea; Heterotrichida; Blepharismidae.
AUGCUUUUCCUUGAAAAAAUUGUAUUCACCAAGACCCAUCAUAGCCAUGCAUUUCAUGAUGAAAAGGAGGAAGAGGAGCACGAUGAUAGGACUCCGCUGAUUUAUGUAUCUUCAAGGAGGAGAAGUAAUUCAGCACCAAUAUGUAGGCCUGAUGAGACGCAAUCGAUGAUUUCUUUUGAUGAAACACCUGGAACGAAAGCUGAUGAAAAGGAUGAGGACGAUAAUGGGAUUAUAACUGGACUGAUUUUGGCGCUGGCGCUUGGGAUUCAUAAUCUUUUUGAGGGGAUCGCCAUUGGGUUGCAAAAAGAUGUCUCGAGCUUUAUUGGGAUUGCUACUGCUGUAAUUCUUCAUCACUUUUUUGCUGCUUUUUCAUUAGGAAUAAAUAUAAAAGGACUUAAAAAAAGUAAAAGCUUGCCUAUGUUGGGCUCUUUUGUGCUCUCAGAACCUUGUGGAAUUGCAAUAGGGAUUGGCUUAUCGAGCUUAGAGGUCCCGUUGCUAAAUGGUGUGUUUCUUAGCUUGUGCGUCGGGACGUUUAUUUAUAUUUCAUCUUCAGAUAUUUUAGCUGAGGAGUUUUCAAUACCAAAACAAAAAUAUACUAAAUUCGUAGCUUAUUUGUGCGGAGUUGGGGUAUUUUUGAUAUUACUUAUAGGCGUAGAAAGAUCGGUCGAAUAA